UCAAUUGAUUCCUUUUCAUCUUUGUCACGUCUAUCUACCUUGCAUUACACUACUUUUUCGUAUUCUAAUGAAACACAACACUAUUAGUCCUGUCCUAGACAAUGUUAUUUCCUUCUUUUGUUUCUUUCUUUCUUGAAAAAACAUUUUAGUACCUAUCAUGUUUCCAAGUUGGCAACUUGGAUUGUGAAGAACAUAAUUCAAAAAAAUCAUAUUUGAUGCUAUUAUAGAGUGAAGAUUGAACCUUAGAGGAAUUCUUGUACUUCAAGAUGAAUGAUUAUGCUUAUGCAUACAAAGUUGAAACCAUGAAUCGUCUAGUUCAAUGGAAAAUUCACAAUUUAUCAACAUGCACUUAUAUCAAAGCUGAUCCAUUCAAAAUAGCCAUGUGGAACUGGCAUUUAUCAGUGGAAAAGAAUUGUGGUUUACGUAUUGAAUUAUAUCCAGAAAUGUCUAAAACAAUCGCGCACAAUCCUCCAAUUGCAUCUUUCAUAGUUAGGAUUCUUAGUUAUGCUGGAAAUAGCAAAAUCUUGACUCAAUCAGAAAUAAAAGAUAAACCUCUUAGCAAUAAGGAUAGCUUUGUGUGGGAGAUAGGGGUUCCAUUACCUGGAAAAUUCAUAAUUGACAUUGAGUUUCUGGAUUUGAAAACUACAUGUCCAAAGGGUGGGGAAGCUGGCUCUAUUUGGCCUAGCGGAUUUAUGCAGCAGAGACAAAAUGCAGCGGCCCUUGAAUCCCUAGGUCGAAUGAUAAGAGAAGAUAUCUAUACAGACAUAACAAUCAACGUCAAUUCCGAGGGAAACAUAAGAGCUCAUCGAGCUGUUCUGUCUUCACAAUCAUCUGUGUUUCGCAGCAUGUUUUCACAUAAUGUUAAGGAGACUGAUUUGUCUACGAUAAACAUCACCGACAUGUCAAUUCAAUCUUUUCAGACGUUUAUAAAUUUUCUUUAUGGAAAUGUUAAUGAUGAAGAGUUUCUUAUGCAUAGAUUGGACCUAUUACAUGCAGCUGACAAGUAUGACAUCUAUGAGUUAAGAGAGGCAUGUCAAAAGAGUCUUCAAGAAGAUAUUGAUCCAAAAAAUGUACUUGAGAGACUCCAAAUUGCAUCUUUGUAUCAAUUAACAACAUUGAAGUUUAGUUGUAUGCAAUAUCUUGUGAAAUUUGGCAAAAUAUAUGAUAUUCAGGGUGAUUUAAGUUCAUUCUUGCAAACUGCUGAUAGAGAUUUGAUAUGCGAAGUCUUCAAUGAAAUUCUUGAUGCUUGGAAAAAGUGAUAUAGAUCUUCCAAAUUUUUAAAGAUAGGAAGACUAGAUGCUACUAUACAUAGAUAGGUUGUUUGGUUAUUGGUUGUCCAUGAUUGUUUUAUUUUUUUCUUGAUUUCAAUGUGUAUAUAUAUAUAUAUAGGUAAUGUUCUUUAUUGGGAGCUAUUCCUUUGUGUUUAGCACUCUAAUGUGAAUAAUUUUCUAUGCAUUUGAAUGAUUUGUUUUC
Medicago truncatula (barrel medic) is the source of this 1473-nucleotide messenger RNA. RefSeq names its product BTB/POZ domain-containing protein At1g55760. The record is from RefSeq and is a predicted model, not a curated record. The transcript has 4 exons. Gene Ontology annotation, molecular function: protein binding. Bases 267 to 1259 code for a protein of 330 amino acids. Lineage: Eukaryota; Viridiplantae; Streptophyta; Magnoliopsida; Fabales; Fabaceae.